Molecule: messenger RNA, 1866 nt
Organism: Drosophila willistoni
Lineage: Eukaryota; Metazoa; Arthropoda; Insecta; Diptera; Drosophilidae
Product: scoloptoxin SSD14
Exons: 3
Coding region: 10-1797 (595 amino acids)
Biological process (GO): glutathione catabolic process
Cellular component (GO): plasma membrane
Molecular function (GO): glutathione gamma-glutamate hydrolase
Source: RefSeq, a predicted model, not a curated record
AUCAUUAACAUGAUUACCGCUUUUGGAUUAAAUUCGAACAUUAUUAUUUUUCAGCAGCUAUUUGAUGUUCUAGGUGAUAUUUUUGUGGGUUGCUGCAAGAAAUAUGCCGUCUGUUGGAUCAUUUUGGUAGUGGCUGUAGUAGGUCUAACCUUGGGACUGAUCUUGGGACUGAAAGGUUCACCCGAAGAACCGCGUCGUAUUGGCGCUGUGGCUUCAAAUGGCAAAGGAUGCGCCGAGGUGGGCGGCUCUAUACUGGAUAUAGGUGGAUCGGCAGCAGAUGCAGCCAUAGCCACCAUGUUGUGUGAGGGCGUUAUGCUGCCACAUAGUUUGGGCGUGGGCGGUGGUUUUGUGGCCACAAUUUACUCAAAGGAAACCGGUUUCAUUGAAACUUUAAUUGCCCGCGAGACAGCACCGGCUGCCUCCCAACAAGAUAUGUUUGUGGACACCACAAUCACUGGCGCCAUAUCCGCCGGAGUGCCCAGCGAAAUAUUUGGUUAUUGGCGCUUACAUUCCAAAUACGGCAAAUUGCCAUGGGGUCAACUCUUCCAACCCACUAUCGAUCUAUGUCGCAAUGGCAUUGAGGUCUCACGUUAUCUGGCCGGUGUCUUAGAGACCUACGAGGAGCAUAUCAUAAAUGAACCCUCCAUGGCAGAGAUUUUCAUAAAUCCGAAAACUGACACCAUCUAUCGAGAGGGUGAGAUUAUGUAUCGACAUAUGCUAGCGGAAACCCUGGAAAUUGUUGCUCAUGAAGGUGCUGAGGUCAUCUAUCGAGGAGGACGUGUGGGUCGAAAGCUGAUAGAAGAUAUAAAAGCCAUGGGUGGCAUUAUCACAGAGCAGGAUCUACAAAAUUAUGAAGUUCGUUGGGAGCUACCGCUGCAUACUCAUUUUACGGGCGGUUAUCAGCUAUUCACUUCGCCCCUCCCCACGAGUGGAGCUGUGCUUACGUUUAUGUUAAAUGUGAUGGAGCCCUUGUACACUAGCAAUACAGAUAAAUAUUGGCAGCGUUUGAUUGAGACUUUCAAGCAUGCCUACGGACAUCGAACAAAUCUGGGCGAUAUUCAUUUUGAACCCGAGGUGCAGGAGAUUUAUGAGCAAUUGCUGGAUCCUGCAUUUGCUGCUGAAAUACGUGAACUUAUUUUGGAUGAUCGGACAAAUACAAGUACUGCAUAUUAUGGGGCCAAUUUCACAAAUGUCGAGGAUCAUGGAACGGCGCAUAUUUCCGUUUUGGCACCCAAUGGAGAUGCCAUUUCCGUGACAAGUACCAUUAAUAGUCAUUUGGGUGCCAAAGUUCGAUCCCGUCAAACUGGCAUCAUAUUGAACGAUGAAAUGGAUGACUUUUCCACACCAGGCAAAGUCAAUACCUAUGGCAUACCGGCAAGUCCAGCAAAUUACAUCAAGCCCGGCAAGCGUCCCAUGUCCUCAACAUGCCCCAGCAUUGUCCUGGACUAUCAUGGCAAUGUAAAACUGCUUGUGGGUGGCGCUGGUGGUUCGAAAAUUACAACUUCGGUGGCCCAAACCAUUUUACGCUUCUUUGUACUUCACGAGCCGAUCGAAAGGGCUGUCAAUGCUGGUCGAUUGCAUCAUCAGUUGAUGCCCAUGGAAGUGGAGGUUGAACCCGAUGUUCCUAGACACACGGUUGCCUACUUGCGUCGCAUUGGCCAUGAAAUAAAGUAUUUGCCCGCUGAUAAAGCCUACUCAGCACAGACAGCCAUUGGACUAAUGGGCAGCGAACCGCAUCCAGUCUGCGAUCAUCGUAGAGUUGGUAGCGCUGUUGUCGUAGAGCCAACAUUAAAUUAAGCGUAACUACAUUUAUAACUAGUUUCAUCAAAGUGAUUUCAAUUAGUUUUAAAUAAAGAAAUAAACACA